UUCUUGUUAUUCUGUCGUAGUAAUUCCGAACCAUUACUCCGUAAAUGCGAUUGUGUGAAUUUAAUGACUUGCCGCUCUUCAUAUGUAUUAAUUUUUACGUAGUUAAUUAGUUUGAUAAAAUUAUUUUUCCUCAUAAAUAUUUCUAUUAUACAUUUUUCUUGGUUGUGUACAUCUUAUUAGUGUAUUAUUUAUUGUCUACUUGCUUUGCGUAUACGUUUUCUAUUCUAGUGCCAUAGUUGAACUUUGUAGAUAACUAUUUACAGUCAACUACAACAUGCAAACUAUUAAGUGUGUGGUUGUUGGUGAUGGAGCUGUUGGUAAAACAUGUUUACUUAUUUCAUAUACAACAAACAAAUUUCCAUCAGAAUAUGUACCAACAGUUUUUGACAAUUAUGCUGUUACUGUGAUGAUCGGAGGAGAACCAUACACAUUAGGUCUAUUUGAUACAGCAGGCCAAGAAGAUUAUGAUCGCCUUAGACCAUUGAGUUAUCCACAAACAGAUGUUUUUCUUGUUUGUUUCUCAGUCGUUUCUCCUUCAUCUUUUGAAAAUGUUAAAGAAAAGUGGGUGCCAGAGAUAACCCAUCACUGUCAAAAAACUCCAUUCCUUCUUGUUGGUACACAAAUUGAUCUUAGAGAAGAUGCAACAACUGUAGAAAAGUUAGCCAAAAAUAAACAAAAGUCUAUAUCUUUUGAACAAGGAGAAAAACUAGCUAAAGAGCUUAAAGCUGUAAAAUAUGUUGAGUGUUCUGCAUUAACACAAAAAGGAUUAAAAAAUGUUUUUGAUGAAGCUAUUCUUGCAGCUCUGGAGCCUCCAGAACCAGUGAAAAAAAGAAAAUGUAUUAUACUCUAGAGCUAUGGACAAAUACAUAAAUAAAAAUAUGACAAAUAUGUCAUAAUUUUAUUAAAAUUUUUUAAAUUUAUAAAAAUAAUGAAAUGGUUUAGUAUGUAAACGCUGAUAAAAUAUUAAUUAUUUUGUUUUAACUAAUCUUAAAAAAUAUAUUAUAUGUAUGUAGUACAUAAUAUACAUAUAUAUAUUUAAAUUAUUUUUUACUUUAUAUAAAAUUUUGCAUGAGAUCCAGAUGUACAAUAAUUUUAAAUAUUGAAUAACUAAUAUCAUUUCUUUGUCAUUAAAAAUUGUCAUCCUAGUCUGUUGUUUAAAAGGCUAAUUUUUUCUGAUAUAUAAUUUUUACUUUAUAUAUACAAAUUUAUGUACAAUUUUAAUUAUAUAUUAUUUUAUUAAACACUUCAAUUUUAAAUGAAAAUACUGUUAAUAACCUAUAAUAUUAAGAUACCCAAUGAAUAGUUAUCAGGUCAAAUCCUGCCAUAUUUUUAAAAACAAUUUUAUAAAAUGAAAAUUUUAUACAUAAUUUAUUUCUAUACUUGAUUUUAAAUUGUAUGAAGGUAGAUGAAUAAACAAAAUAUAAUGAAUUUUACUUGUGAAUAUUGACUUGCGAAAUUCAUACAAUUAAAUUUAAAUUUAACAAUAUUUUUUUAAACUAAACUUUUUUAUGCCUAGUUGUAUAUUUAUUUUUUAUAUCACUGUUUCUUAGAUUAAUUACUCUUGAAAUUAUGUAAUGAUGUUAUGAUAUGAAACUAUUUAUUGUCUAGUGGCUUUUUAUACUUUGGUCAAUAUAAUGCGAUAAAUAUACAGCCAUAAAUAUGUUAUAUUACUGUUUUCAAAUGGCCAAUUUUGAUUUUUGCUAUAAACAAGCAGAACAAAAAAUUAACUGAACAUAUAUGAAAAAUUAUUUAUAAACAAAGACUUAUUUAUUGUCUACCUCCUGAAUGAUUUUUGUUAUAUAGCUGAUUACAGUUGUUAAAUUUUUUUAUAGUCAUAACUAAAUUGUACUUUAAUUUUAAUAUGAAAUUUUUAACUACCAUGUGUACCUAUUAAUAGAAACAUUGGAAUAUAUUUAUUCAACAUUGGUUAAAUAAAAAUUAAUAUGUUUAUUUUUA
Messenger RNA from Daktulosphaira vitifoliae (grape phylloxera), 1956 nucleotides. RefSeq names its product cdc42 homolog (gene Cdc42). Bases 275 to 850 code for a protein of 191 amino acids. The record is from RefSeq and is a predicted model, not a curated record. NCBI's taxonomy places the organism in Eukaryota, Metazoa, Arthropoda, Insecta, Hemiptera, Phylloxeridae. Gene Ontology annotation, biological process: small GTPase-mediated signal transduction. The transcript has 6 exons. Gene Ontology annotation, molecular function: GTP binding; GTPase activity.